AUGCUCUCCGUCACAAUUAAUGGAAAACAAGUGUCCUGUAAGAAAGGGACAUUUAUCCUCCAAGCAUGCACGGAUAACGGCAUUUAUGUUCCAACAUUAUGUGCUCAUCCAGAUAUUCCUCCUGCAGGAAACUGCGGAUUAUGCGUCGUAAAAGUUAAUGGAAAUUCGUAUGAAUUAGCAUGUUCAACAAAAGUCACUAAUGGCAUGGUAAUCGAAACAGAUACUCCAGAAGUAAAGAAACGUUCCCUUGAUGCAUUAAAUGCAUUUAACGAUAUGCCUUUGAUGCCGGGAUCCAAAGAAAUCGAAGAUAUUUAUAAAUAUUUAAUACCAAAGCGCCCGAUUAGAGGCAGAAAAGCUGAAAAAACAAACGCUUUAUCAUUUGAUCCAGAAACAUGCGUCAAUUGCGGCCGAUGCGUCAGAGUUUGCGGUGAUAUGCAAUAUAUCGGUGCUCUUGACGAGGAAUCUCAUUCUCUAAAUGACAAUGAUUGCAUCCAGUGCGGUAUGUGCACAACUGUUUGCCCAACAGACUGCCUAACUUACAAUUCAUCUAUUUCCAGCAUAAUAAGAGCAAUGGCUGCUGGAAAAAUCUUAGUUCUUCAAAUUCAUCCAAGUUCUUCUGUUUCUCUCGGAGAAUUGUUCGGAGAGAAGAUUGGCGUCGACUGCACUAAAAAGAUAAUCGGUGCGGCAAGAGAAAUCGGCUUUAGAUACGUUUUUGACGUGAAUUUUGGAGGAGAUAUCAAUAUUAUCGAAACAGCGCAUGAAUUAUUACAUAAACUUAGCUUACAACCAGAUUCAUUACCAAUGUUCACAAGCUGGUGCCCAGCUUGGGUUAAUUUUGUCGAAAAACUUCAUCCAGAGUUAAUUCCUAACUUAUCAACCGUCAAAUCCCCACAUAUACUUUUAUCAGUCAUUAUCAGAAAUUAUUACGCUCAUCUCAAAGAAAUUGACCUUCAAAAAUUGUUUAUUGUUUCACUUCUCCCAUGUACAGCCAACAAAGACGAAAUCAAGCGAGAGCAGCUAUCAGAGACCGUCGAUUGCGUCCUUACGACCCGUGAAUUUGGUGAACUUAUCAAGAAAUUCGAUAUUGACUGGACAGAACUACAUCCUGGCGAGUUCGACGAGAUCCUUGGCGAAUCAUCAGGCUCUGCCGCUCUCUACGGUGUCUCUGGAGGCGCUCUUGAAGCUACCGCGAGAUAUCUCUACGAAAAUCUUACAGGAAAGUCUCUCGGAGACGUCAAAUACCAUCAGUGGCGUGGUAAAGACGACAUUCGCGAGGCAUCUGUCGAUUUCAACGGUCGAAUUCUUAAUUCAUGCGUAUGUAACGGCGUUGCCGCUGCCAGAGAGCUUAUUGAGUCCGGCAAUUACAAGAAAUACCAGUUCAUCGACGUCGUGGCCUGUCCAGAUGGCUGCAUUGCCGGUGGCGGGCAACCGAAAUUACAUAAUAAGAAGAACGCGCUUCCAAGAACGGAAGCCAUCUACCAAAUGGACGAAUCCAAACCAGACAGACCCACUCCACACAAUAACAAAGCUCUCCUUAAGAUCUACGAUGAUUUUAUCGGAAAUCCUUACGAUGAUUUCGCUCAAUCUCUUUUCCAUACCACAUUUGCACAGCAGAACACACCCAUACUCGAAAUGAAGCGCAAAGUCCACACUUUGCCCAUCGUCGCAUUCGGAUCUGCCUCAGGAACCGCAUCUCGCUACGCCGGCAUCUUCGCAGGCUUCAUCGGAACAGUCCCUGUUCAACUGAACAUGGUCACCAUUGCGAUGCUCGAGAAAACUUCCCACAUUGUCGUUUUCUGUUCGACAUUUGGAGAUGGCGAGUUCCCGGCCAACGCAGAGAAGUUUGUUCGGAACUUAUCCGAGUCAAAGACCGACCUAGGAAACCUCAAGUACUCAAUUUGUGGCCUCGGAAGCCAUGAUUAUCCGAAAUACUGUUAUUGCGGCCGAACUCUCGACAGACUGUUCAUGCAGCACCACGCACAGAGGUUCAUGGACAUCGCAGAGCUCGAUUCGUCGCUCCCUGACCACGGAGAACACAUAUUUGAGGCUUGGGCACCUCAAUGUGUCAAAAGAUUGGGAAUGAAGAUGCCUGAUUCAUCGAUCGGAGCUAACUAUACAUUUGUCCCGACCACGUCCAGUGAUGAAUCAGUGAUAAAAUCCCCAAUGAAGCCUGUUGGAUACGAAUUCGGAACAAUUCUCCAGACAAAAGUGAUAACUCCAGAGGGAUUCGAGCCGAAGAUGAGGUACUACGAGAUCAGACUGCCACAGGGAAUGACGUACGAGGCUGGAGACCUCUUGGCCGUACUUCCUCAGAACGAUAAUGAGACUGUGAAGGCAGUUUUGCAGGAAUUGAAGCUCAACGGCGAUGAUAUAAUGGAUGUAACAACAACUAGGCCGGAAGGAUAUAACACAAUACCGUCAAGACUCACAUUAUGGCAAUUAUUCUCACAAUACCUCGAUUUGAAUGGAGUUCCGAGCCGUAAUUUGAUCAGAGCGUACAAGCAGUUCACGAAUGACCAAUUCGCCAGAGAAAGAUACGAAAGGUUAUUAGAUCCAGCCGAUCCUCGCUUCUACAACGAUCUUGCAAAGGAUAUGAGUACACGAGAGUUCAUUUUGGAGUACACAAGGCACGGAUCUCCGCCAUUAGACGUAUUAGUUUCAAAUAUUACACAUAUCAGAGCCAGAUUGUACUGUAUUGCAAGCGCACCAUGCCACUCAUCAUCUUCCGUUGAACUUAUCAUAUCAGAUAACAUCUUUGGACCAGGAAAUUCACGUCGCGGACUUUGCACGUCGUUUAUGGCCAGGGAAGGGCUCACAAAACUGGCGGUUAGGACACAAAGAGGCUGUUUCAGCUACCCAAAGCAGCAGAAACCUUCGAUUAUCAUGGCAGCCCUCGGAUGCGGAGUUGCGCCGAUGCUUUCGCUCUUGCAGCACAGAGAAUCACUCGAGGGUGAGAAAGGAGACGCUUGUUUGUUCUUCGGAUGCAGAGUUAAAAAUUCAUAUCCGGAUAUUGACAAACAGCUCUCAGAUUACGUGAAAUCCGGGUUACUCCAGAACUGCUUUACAAGUUACUCGCGCGAGGGAACAACGAAAUCGUUCAUUACUGAGGACAUGGCCGAACAAUCCGACCUCAUCUGGAACUUGUGGAGGGAUGUAAACUGUACUUUCGCAUAUUGUGGACCUCCUAGAGGAAUCCCGGAGAAAAUCAGAAUGAAUUUCGUCAGAAUUUCAAUGGAAAAGGGAGGAAUGUCGAGAGAAGAGGCUGAAAACUUCUGCGCUGCACACCCGCAUUUCAUUGAAUCCUUCUAA
This is a messenger RNA of Trichomonas vaginalis G3, 3309 nucleotides long. RefSeq names its product nitrate, formate, iron dehydrogenase. Lineage: Eukaryota; Parabasalia; Trichomonadida; Trichomonadidae. The transcript has a single exon. The record is from RefSeq and is a predicted model, not a curated record. Gene Ontology annotation, cellular component: cytosol. Gene Ontology annotation, molecular function: iron-sulfur cluster binding; NADPH-hemoprotein reductase activity; flavin adenine dinucleotide binding. Bases 1 to 3309 code for a protein of 1102 amino acids.